GUCGUCGCCGAGGACGGCUCCAUCCCCGGCUUCGACCCGGGCCACUACUCGCUCGACGACUACCGCAUCGGCCGCAACAUCCUCUACUGGCACCAGCGCACCGGAGGCGGCGGCGGCGCCGCCGAGACCAAGUACCGCGCCGCCGCCGACGCCAUCCGCGGCAUGCUCGACCGCCACCCGCGCACCCCCUCCGGCGGCUUCUGGCACCGCGACCCCGCCUACAGGAACCAGAUGUGGCUCGACGGCAUCUACAUGGCCGACACCUUCUACGCCCACUACACCUCGCUCUUCGACGCCGCCAACGCCACCGCCUGGGACGACAUCGUCCUGCAGUGGGACCUCAUCGAGGACGCCGUGCGCGACCCCGAGACCGGCCUGCUCUUCCACGGCUUCGACGAGGGCCGCGAAGCCGUCUGGGCCGACGCCGAGACGGGCGCCUCCCCGCUCGUCUGGAGCCGCGCAGUCGGCUGGUACUUCAUGUCCCUGGUCGAGGUCCUCGGCCUCUUCCCCCGCGACCACCCGGGCUACGCGCGCCUCCUCGGCUACUACACCGCCCUCGCCGCCGCCCUCCGGCGCGCCCAGGACCCCGAGUCCCACGGCUGGUGGCUCGUCAUGAACGAGCCCUACCCCGGCCGCGAGGGCAACUACUUUGAGAGCUCCGCCGCCGCCAUGUUCACCUGGGGCUGGCUCGCCGGCCUGCGCCUCGGCUACCUCGACGAGGCCACCUACCUCGAGCCCGCCACCAAGGCCUACACCCACCUCGUCACCGACUUCAUCACAGAGAACGACAACGGCACCGUCACCUUCACCGACACCGUCCAGGUCGGGUCACUGAACAGCGACGCUUCGUUCGAGUACUACGUCGGCAUCCCUGUCGUUGAUGAUGACACGCGUGGCGUCGGCCCUUUCCUGCUUGCCGCCUACGAGUGGGAGCUCCGCAACAACAUCUCUGCAUGAGCAUAUUUUCGUCGCACUAGGGGGGGACAGGGAAAAAAAAAACAAAAAAGGGAAUGGCUUGGCAUGUAGUCGUCUAUUUUGAGUAGUUGGGGGGGACAAGAAAUGCCAUGGUGAUGAUGCAAGGCGCUCGAGAGCGUACCGGACCGGCCCCGUCUCACUUUUUUCUUCUUCACUUGAUGUACAAAAGUUCCCGUACCAGGCGAUGCAGGCACCAAAAAAGGCGGCGACGAGCGGCGAGCAAAGGUAGAAAAAGAAGC
Colletotrichum navitas is the source of this 1214-nucleotide messenger RNA. Its product is annotated as Six-hairpin glycosidase-like protein. The transcript is spliced from 2 exons. The record is from RefSeq and is a predicted model, not a curated record. Gene Ontology annotation, biological process: carbohydrate metabolic process. Bases 163 to 957 code for a protein of 264 amino acids. NCBI's taxonomy places the organism in Eukaryota, Fungi, Ascomycota, Sordariomycetes, Glomerellales, Glomerellaceae.